AUGAAGCCAUGGAGUGUAGAUAUGGACAUGGAGAAGGAGGAGAUUAGGUCUGUUCCUAUAUGGAUCCAAUUAAAACUUAAUAUCAAAUAUUGGGGGGAAAAGGCACUCUUCAAAAUUGUGAAUCAAAUAGGGAAACCUGUGAAAAGAGAUUCUGCCACUACUAAUAGGGAUAAGUUUCACUUUGCUAGGGUUUUAGUGGACAUGCCUAUUACUCACAGUUUGCCUGAUCAAGUUUCUUUCAUGGAUGAACAUGGUGAAUUGAUUAAGGUAGACAUAAAGUAUGAAUGGAAACCUAGUCAGUGUGGGGUGUGUAAGAUGGUGGGACACCAAGAUGCUGAAUGUAGGCAAGGUAAUAGGAAAGUUUGGGUGCAGAAACACUCAAUGCAGCCAGUGAAACCAAUGGUGCAAGCUCCUGCAGUUGAUCAAGAGGGUUUUCAACAAGCUCUUAGGCCUAUCAGGGUGAGAAACUCAAUUGCAGCACCAACACACUUGAAAAACACUUUUCAUUUGUUAAAUGAAGAGGAAAUUGGUGAAGUUGAACAUGUAGUAGUGGAGUUGGACAUUGAAGAUGGGGCAGGACUUCUGGAGCAUAAGGUGAAGGUUCCUAAUCUUGGGAAUCUUUACCAAAAAGUAUUUUUGAAUUGGUGUUUCACUAGUAAUAGCAGUUAUCAUGAUGGGGGUAGGAUUGUGCUUGCUUGGAAUCCUAGCAGUUUUGUUGUGACUAUUCUACAAGUUACAAGCCAGCUUAUUCACUGUCUGGUUAAGCCAGUGGGUGGUUCUUCUAGUUUUUAUUGUACUUUCAUCUAUGCCUUCAAUGAAAGUCAUAAGAGAUUGGAUCUUUGGAGUGAUCUCAAAGCUUUAUACACUCAGGAUGCUUGGAUUAUGUGUGGUGAUUUUAAUUGUGUAAUGACCACUGAAGAGAAGAUCGGGGCUCCUGUUAGGAAUGCUGAGAUUGUGGAUAUAUGUCAAUGUAUGCAUUUCUGUGGAAUGGAAGAUAUUAAGAGUGUGGGGAAUUAUUACACUUGGAACAAUAAACAGCAAGGUGCUGCCAGAGUAUUUUCAAAGCUUGACAGAAUUAUGGCAAAUUCUAAUUGGCAAACUCAAUUUCCCACAGCUGAGGUUUGUUUUAUGAAUGAGGGCACUUUUGAUCAUUCCCCUGGUUUGCUUACUGUUUAUCCUAGAACUGGAGGGGGAAAGAAGCCUUUUAAAUAUUUCACUAUGUGGAAGAGUUCUCCUGAUUUUCUCUCUAUCAUUCAGCAUCAAUGGAACAAGCAAUUUCAUGGCACAAAGAUGUAUGUGGUUGUUAACAAAUUGAAGCAAGUUAAGGGUGCUUUGAAGGAUCUGAAUAGAGUGGGUUUCUCUGAUAUUCAGGCUGCAGAUAUUAAGGCAUUUAAGAUAUGA
Molecule: messenger RNA, 1401 nt
Organism: Spinacia oleracea (spinach)
Lineage: Eukaryota; Viridiplantae; Streptophyta; Magnoliopsida; Caryophyllales; Amaranthaceae
Exons: 2
Coding region: 1-1401 (466 amino acids)
Source: RefSeq, a predicted model, not a curated record